CCGGUAUAUAUUCUGUCAAGCUUUAGUUAGAGGAAACAGAGACAGGGAGCGGGCACAAGACACAGUAUCUAGCAAUAUAGCUCGUAUAAAAUUAUUAGGGUAGUCAAAUAUAGACGGAAUUAGACGCUAGGGAAACAAUAGGGUUGAUUUAUACCGUACAUUCAUUACGAUUAGCGCUCCUCUCAUAAGUGACUGCGGAUGCUCUGAUAAGUCGAGAUGUUCUCCAGUUAGCACUUCAACAAAGACAGAUAGCUUCUUUCUUUUUUUAUUUUCGAAUCCCCCUCAGAAAAUUUAUUUCGAGUGGUCGUUUCCUCAACAUUUUGAAACAUCAGCAUCGAAGAUGAAAGGAUUGAUGUGUAACCUAAAGAGCUGCACACGCCCCAAUGUGUAUGCUGAAGUGCCAGAUGGUGGCUGGGGCUGGGUGGUGGCUGUUGCCUUCUUUUUCGUGGAGGUUUUCACCUAUGGCAUCAUCAAAAUUUUUGGAAUCUUCCUUCAGGACCUUAUGAGCUGCUUCGGUGAAUCCAACAGCAGAGUGUCUUGGGCCAUCUCCAUCUGUGUCUUUGUCAUGGCCUUUACAGCACCCCUCUCCAUGGUGAUGAGUAACCGGUUUGGCUAUCGUCCAGUCAUCAUGCUUGGUGGACUCCUGAUCAGCCUAGGUACCAUCACAACAGCCUUCACCCAAUCAAUCAGUGAGAUAUACAUCACCAUGGGAAUCGUUGCAGGCCUGGGUUACUGCCUGACCUUCCUGCCUACAGUCACCAUCCUCUCGCAGUACUUCAGCAAGCGCCGCUCUCUUGUCACAUCCAUCGCCUCCACAGGAGAAUGCUUCUCCCUACUAGCUCUAGCACCAGCUAUGAAUGCACUGAAGGAGCAGAUUGGCUGGCGUUACUGCUUGGUCGUGAUUGGAGUUUUGCAGUCUUCAGUCAUCAUCUUUGGGGCUCUUCUAAAGCCAAUAAUCAUUAAACCUGUACCCUCCACCACAGAGAGUGCCACUUCCCCACUGAAGGAUCCUGAAUCCAAAUAUGACAUGGAGAAUGAAUUCACACAUACCUCUUACAGUUCUGUGGACUCAGGGGUCCAAUCAAUCUCUUCCUCUCAAACUAACUUGUCUCAGGGCCAAGGAUCUACAGAACCGGACUCUGCUGAAAUAAAAGAACUUGGGGAAGAGGAGGAAAGAAAGAACAAGGAAGAGACCCCACUCAAGGAGGAGCAGAAAGAGGAGUCAGGGGUCUCUAGACCAAAGCUGUUGGACUUCUCUGUACUCAGGGAUGCCAGCUUCAACUGCUAUGCACUGUUCGGCCUAUUUGCCACACUGGGCUUCUUCGCUCCACAGCUCUAUGUGAUUGAGCUGAGCGUGAGCCGAGGUGUGUCACGUGAGAGUGCUACUUUUAUGCUGUCGGCCAUGGCAGUGGCUGAGAUUCUAGGUCGUCUGUCAAUGGGUUGGGUCCUCAAUCGCAGGCCCAUUCGAAAAAUCUACAUUAUGCUGAUUUGCACAGUGUUGCUGUGUCCAGUGCUGGUCAUCUUCACCUUCGUCACAGAGUUCUGGGGGCUCUUGUCCUGCUCCUGUCUCUAUGGCUUCUUUCUAGGCACAGUGGCCUCUAGUCACAUCCCGAUGCUGGCUGAGGAUGAUGUGAUCGGCAUUCAGAGAAUGCCAUCGGCUGUCGGUGUUUAUGUCUGCAUCCAGAGCUUCGCAGGACUGGCUGGUCCACCUCUUGGAGGUGUUCUGGUAGAUGUGACUAAAAAUUACGGAUCAGCCUUCUACUCCUGUGCAGCUGGAAUGGGAGUGGGGGCUCUGUUUCUUGGACUGGUGCGCCCAGCCAAAACUGGCUUCUGCUUUUGGAGGAAAAGAAAUCACCAGGGGCAAAAAACAGACAGAAAGUCCAACUCACAGGGUAGUGAUGAUGCCCCUGCUGACUUUGUAGAAGUGGACAUGGAGAUUGACAACACUCCUGCCUGAAUGCCACCUCACCUCAAGAAUCAUGACACAUGCGCACAUACUUGUUAUCCUUCACUUGAAUGAUCCACCCCCACACACCCUUCAAAGGAUUUGAGUAUACAAACCCUGUGCCAUUAGGGUUACACGGUUACAAUUAAUUCAAACAAAAGUGUUAGAGAAGGGUUUAAUCCAUGGCACUUUUUCUUAGCCGCCAAUCAAAAUCACAAAGACGUGUUUACAUUUAGUGUAUCGUUUAUUAUUAUUUAUUAAACAGGAAGUUUUGAGGCUCCUUUCCUGUGACAGAACACAUACGCACUACAGUAUCCACUGAGAAACACACUUUUAAAGAGGGCAAGCAUGACCUAUACCUCUCAUUUACCAAAGUCAGUGUGAAAUGCACCCUCACUAUUUAUUUUUUAAUUAUGUCGACCAUGAACAAUCAUAACAGUCUCAGUACUUUUCACAAGUGAAAAGUUGUAGGACCUCAUCUUGUUUCUACUUUAAUUGUCACCUACAAAAUGCAACCUCAGGCCAUAUGUUGCUGCUCUCAUUGAGGUGGCCAAUAGGCUUAUUUAUAUUGUGUUGGUUUGCAUAAACCACAUUCAAAGUUGAAGCUGAGGUACAGAACUGUAUAGUGUUUCAGAUUAACACCAUUAUCUACUUGCUUACAUAUUAGAGGUCCACUUGUUUUAAUCUUUAACUGUUAUUGCUAUUGCUAAUGGAAACUAUGUGGGCAACAUCUCAUCUUAGAAAGACGGGUUACGUUGCUCUGACAUCAUUGCCUUGCUCCUUCGCAUUCAAUUUAUCUUUAUUAAUUUAUCUUGAAAACAUUCCCAUAAGAGAUGACGUAGAUAGUGAUAGACAAAUUACAGGGUGGGGUUACCUGCUACACUUGGAAGUCUUCCUUCUUUUGUAAUGCUGUCACUCAAUCUGGAAAUGUUUUAAGAGGGACAAAUUACACAGAACCGAUGUCAAAGGCUUUUUGUCAUGGACAAAUGGUUCUCUUUUAAUUCCUGCUAAGAGAUAUCAUGAUGGUAACCUAGAAAUACUGAAACUUUUCUUUAAAAAAUUCCAGAGGAUUCCAAAGAAUGCUGCCAUGACAUGUUGCCGCCAGAAUUUGGAGUGUGCCUUUGCAAAUAAUUCUGCGGAAUCAUGGAGAGCUUGAGACUUAUAGUAAACUGAAAGAUGCCGUGAAUGUAAUACACUGAAUAGCAUUAUCUUGAUGCAAAUGGUAAAUGUAAUUCAGUACAUGGGUGGCAGAAGAAUUGUGUCAGAAUUAAAAGUAUAUGAGCAAUGGGAUGACUUAAAAAUUUAAAAAAACUAAAUGUAUUCUAGCAUGAAUCUACUGCAUAUGAGAUGUGUCUGCUGAUAAAUCCCAUUGAAAAUCCUUACCUAAUGACUUGAACUCUUAUGUACCUCUUAUCAUAUUCUGUACACUCUCAUUUAAUUUGUCAAAAAUGAUGUAUUUAAAUUCUGUAUAUUAUGUUUUGUACUUUUGAUGAGAAGACACAUUUUUUUAUGUAAUAAAAUUGCAAUGCAGAUUUCUGCCUGUGAGAUGCUGCACCUCUGAAUAUGGCAGUUGCAUAUGUUCAAUGUAGAAUAAAC
Messenger RNA from Xyrauchen texanus (razorback sucker), 3541 nucleotides. RefSeq names its product solute carrier family 16 member 6b (gene slc16a6b). The coding region runs from base 341 to 1957 and encodes 538 amino acids. Lineage: Eukaryota; Metazoa; Chordata; Actinopteri; Cypriniformes; Catostomidae. The record is from RefSeq and is a predicted model, not a curated record. Gene Ontology annotation, biological process: monocarboxylic acid transport; transmembrane transport. Gene Ontology annotation, molecular function: monocarboxylic acid transmembrane transporter activity. The transcript is spliced from 6 exons.